Knipowitschia caucasica is the source of this 4230-nucleotide messenger RNA. The record is from the annotation of a GenBank genome assembly. Lineage: Eukaryota; Metazoa; Chordata; Actinopteri; Gobiiformes; Gobiidae.
AUGUGUCCGACCGUGGCGGUGAAGGAUCACUCUGCAGCCGCGGCGAGUGCACGGCGAAUAGGAAAUUACUUAAGACAUCAGUGUUUGGAGGCGGGAGAGGCCAAAGAACACACUGAAAAGAAAACCAACGUGGUGGAUGUGGUGGAUGUGGUGGAUGUGGUUGGUGUGCUGGAUGUGGUGGAUGUGGUUGGGUGUAGUUGGAUGUGGUUGGUGUGGUUGGUGUGGUUGGAUGUAGUUGGUGUGGUUGGUGUGGUUGAUGUGGUGGAUGUGGUUGGGUGUAGUUGGAUGUGGUGGAUGUGGUUGUUGGAUGUGGUGGAUGUGGUUGGUGUGGUGGAUGUGGUGGAUGUGGUUGGGUGUAGUUGGAUGUGGUGGAUGUGGUUGGUGUGGUUGGUGUGGUUGGAUGUAGUUGGUGUGUUGGAUGUGGUGGAUGUGGUUGGUGUGGUUGGUGUGGUUGGUGUGGUGGAUGUAGUUGGAUGUAGUGGAUGUGGUGGAUGUGGUUGGUGUGGUGGAUGUGGUUGGAUGUGGUGGAUGUGGUGGAUGUGGUUGGGUGUGGUUGGUGUGGUGGAUGUAGUUGGAUGUAGUGGAUGUGGUGGAUGUGGUUGGAUGUGGUUGGAUGUGGUGGAUGUGGUGGAUGUGGUGGAUGUGGUGGAUGUGGUGGAUGUGGUUGGGUGUGUAAAUGCAGCCUCUGUCAUUCUGUGUUUACUCCUGAUCUCUCUGCAAACACCUGGACACGGCCAGAACCACAGACUGUCGGCCAAUCAGAACCACAGACUGACGGCCGAUGAGAACCGCGGACUGUCGGCCGAGAACCACAGAUUGUCGGCCAAUCAGAACCACAGACUGUCGGCCGAUCAGAACCACAGACUGACGGCCGAUCGGAACCGCAGACUGUCGGCCGAUCAGAACCACAGACUGACGGCCGAUCGGAACCGCAGACUGUCGGCCGAGAACCACAGAUUGUCGGCCGAGAACCACAGAUUGUCGGCCAAUCAGAACCGCAGACUGUCGGCCGAUCAGAACCACAGACUGUCGGCCGAUCAGAACCACAGACUGUCGGCCAAUCAGAACCACAGAUUGUCGGCCAAUCAGAACCACAGACUGUCGGCCGAUCAGAACCGCAGACUGACGGCCGAUCAGAACCACAGACUGUCGGCCGAUCAGAACCGCAGACUGUCGGCCGAUCAGAACCGCAGACUGACGACCGAUCAGAACCGCCGACUGUCGGCCGAGAACCACAGAUUGUCGGCCGAGAACCACAGAUUGUCGGCCAAUCAGAACCACAGACUGACGGCCGAUCAGAACCGCAGACUGACGGCCGUUCAGAACCGCAGACUGACGGCCGAUCAGAACCACAGACUGUCGGCCGAUCAGAACCACAGACUGUCGGCCGAUCAGAACCGCAGACUGACGGCCGAUCAGAACCACAGACUGUCGGCCGAUCAGAACCGCAGACUGUUGGCCGAGAACCACAGAUUGUCGGCCGAGAACCACAGAUUGUCGGCCAAUCAGAACCACAGACUGUCGAACGAUCAGAACCGCAGACUGUCGGCCGAUCAGAACCGCAGACUGUCGGCCGAUCAGAACCGCAGACUGACGGCCGAUCAGAACCGCAGACUGACGGCCGAUCAGAACCGCCGACUGUCGGCCGAGAACCACAGAUUGUCGGCCGAGAACCACAGAUUGUCGGCCAAUCAGAACCACAGACUGACGGCCGAUCAGAACCGCAGACUGACGGCCGUUCAGAACCGCAGACUGACGGCCCAUCAGAACCACAGACUGUCGGCCGAUCAGAACCACAGACUGUCGGCCAAUCAGAACCGCAGACUGACAGCCGAUCAGAACCACAGACUGUCGGCCGAUCAGAACCGCAGACUGUCGGCCGAGAACCACAGAUUGUCGGCCAAUCAGAACCGCAGACUGUCGGCCGAUCAGAACCGCAGACUGUCGGCCGAUCAGAACCGCAGACUGUCGGCCGAUCAGAACCGCAGACUGUCGGCCAAUCAGAACCACAGACUGACGGCCUAUCAGAACCGCAGACUGACGGCCGUUCAGAACCGCAGACUGACGGCCGAUCAGAACCACAGACUGUUGGCCGAGAACCACAGAUUGUCGGCCGAGAACCACAGAUUGUCGGCCAAUCAGAACCACAGACUGUUGGCCGAUCAGAACCGCAGACUGUCGGCCGAUCAGAACCGCAGACUGACGGCCGAUCAGAACCGCAGACUGACGGCCGAUCAGAACCGCCGACUGUCGGCCGAGAACCACAGAUUGUCGGCCGAGAACCACAGAUUGUCGGCCAAUCAGAACCAUCGACUGUCGGCCAAUCAGAACCAUAGACUGUCGGCCAAUCAGAACCGCAGACUGACGGCCGAUCAGAACCACAGACUGUUGGGCGAGAACCACAGAUUGUCGGCCGAGAACCACAGAUUGUCGGCCAAUCAGAACCACAGACUGUCGGCCGAUCAGAACCGCAGACUGUCGGCCGAUCAGAACCGCAGACUGUCGGCCGAUCAGAACCGCAGACUGUCGGCCGAUCAGAACCGCAGACUGACGGCCGAUCAGAACCGCCGACUGUCGGCCGAGAACCACAGAUUGUCGGCCGAGAACCACAGAUUGUCGGCCGAGAACCACAGAUUGUCGGCCAAUCAGAACCACAGACUGACGGCCGAUCAGAACCGCAGACUGACGGCCGUUCAGAACCGCAGACUGACGGCCCAUCAGAACCACAGACUGUCGGCCGAUCAGAACCACAGACUGUCGGCCGAUCAGAACCGCAGACUGACAGCCGAUCAGAACCACAGACUGUCGGCCGAUCAGAACCGCAGACUGUCGGCCGAGAACCACAGAUUGUCGGCCAAUCAGAACCGCAGACUGUCGGCCGAUCAGAACCGCAGACUGUCGGCCGAUCAGAACCGCAGACUGUCGGCCGAUCAGAACCGCAGACUGUCGGCCAAUCAGAACCACAGACUGACGGCCGAUCAGAACCGCAGACUGACGGCCGUUCAGAACCGCAGACUGACGGCCGAUCAGAACCACAGACUGUCGGCCGAUCAGAACCAUAGACUAUUGUCGGCCGAGAACCACAGAUUGUCGGCCAAUCAGAACCACAGACUGUCGGCCGAUCAGAACCGCAGACUGUCGGCCGAUCAGAACCGCAGACUGUCGGCCGAUCAGAACCGCAGACUGACGGCCGAUCAGAACCGCAGACUGACGGCCGAUCAGAACCGCCGACUGUCGGCCGAGAACCACAGAUUGUCGGCCGAGAACCACAGAUUGUCGGCCAAUCAGAACCGCAGACUGACGGCCGUUCAGAACCGCAGACUGACGGCCCAUCAGAACCACAGACUGUCGGCCGAUCAGAACCGCAGACUGACAGCCGAUCAGAACCACAGACUGUCGGCCGAGAACCACAGAUUGUCGGCCAAUCAGAACCGCAGACUGUCGGCCGAUCAGAACCGCAGACUGUCGGCCGAUCAGAACCUCAGACUGUCGGCCGAUCAGAACCGCAGACUGUCGGCCGAUCAGAACCGCAGAGGCCGAUCAGAAACCGCAGACUGUCGGCCGAUCAGAACCGCAGACUGUCGGCCGAUCAGAACCGCAGACCGACGGCCAAUCAGAACCGCAGACUGUCGGCCGAUCAGAACCGCAGACUGUCGGCCGAUCAGAACCGCAGACUGUCGGCCAAUCAGAACCACAGACUGUCGGCCGAUCAGAACCACAGACUGUCGGCCGUUCAGAACCGCAGAGGCCGAUCAGAACCGCAGACUGUCGGCCAAUCAGAACCGCAGACUGACGGCCAAUCAGAACCGCAGACUGUCGGCCGAUCAGAACCACAGACUGUCGGCCGAUCAGAACCACAGACUGUCGGCCGAUCAGAACCACAGACUGUCGGCCGAUCAGAACCACAGACUGUCGGCCGAUCAGAACCACAGACUGUCGGCCGAUCAGAACCGCAGACUGUCGGCCGAUCAGAACCGCAGACUGACGACCGAUCAGAACCGCAGACUGUCGGCCGAUCAGAACCGCAGACUGUCGGCCGAGAACCACAGAUUGUCGGCCGAGAACCACAGAUUAUCGGCCAAUCAGAACCACAGACUGUCGGCCAAUCAGAACCGCAGACUGUCGGCCGAUCAGAACCGCAGACUGACGACCGAUCAGAACCACAGACUGUCGGCCGAUCAGAACCACAGACUGUCGGCCAAUCAGAACCACAGACUGUCGGUUGGUUAA